GGGACAUCAGAAACGGAAAGAAUAGACUCUGGCCGUGUGCCGACGCAUUCUUGUUCCUUCUUAUUUAAUGCAUAUUUUUAAGGCUAACAUUUUGCACUCAGAACAGAUUCUCCUGCAGCUACAGCCUCGGAUAGCUUUUAUUCAUCCCAGCCGAGCCACCCAUUCGAGAAACGAGGCAAAGGAGAAAGCAAGCCUGGGAACCGGAGAGGAGAGGGUGUGCGGAGAAGUGAUCGUGGCUGUUGCGGUUUGAAGCCGACAGGGAGCGCUUUUGUCCCUGCCGCUGGAACCAAGGUCCCCACCUGGGCUCCGCCCCUUGCUCGCUCGCUCGCUCGGUCGCCGCCGUCGGCUCGGUUGGCUCGCUCGCCCAGGCGGCGGCUCCCUCAGAAGGCAGCGUGGAGCCUCGUUUCGUCUUUUCGCCCUCUGGGACUCCCCGGCGAAGGAUCGGCGGGGGGUGCGCUCGCGUUGGAGAGAGCAUGGCGGCUCCGGAGCGAAGGGCCUUCGCGCACCAUAUUAACCGGAUUGUGGCAGCUGAAGUGAGGAAACAAGUAUGUCGAGAAUAUGACAACUCACCACAGCUUUCCAAGAAACGUGGUGGCACCCUGCAGUCGUUACCUCUGACAGAAGUGGUAGAGCCAAUUGACUUUGAGAAAUACCUUAGCACGCACUUGCCAGGUGCUGAACCAGGCCCACUUCGUGACCUGAUUGAGUUCCCUGCAGAUGACCUGGAAGUGACCCAUGAAUCCCGGUACUGUCGGACCCUAGAACCUGGUGUCCCUGAGGAUGAGAAACAAGAUGCCCGGGUAAGAGAUGCUGUCCAAGCCUACAUGGAAGAUUGGGUCAUCGUUCAUAGGAAGUACCAGAAACUGAGUACCAUGUAUAAUGCCAUGACUGCUGAGAGGCAAAGGGAAAGACAGAAAGGAUUAUUUAAGCAAGUCUUUGAAUUAGAUGAAGCAGUUGAAGAGAGGAUCGAUCAAGGGUGUACGGAUGACACAAAGCGCUGCUCUGGUUCCUUGGAAGAUACACCCAGGGGCAGUUGGAUAUCCAGUAUCUUCGACUUGAAGAAUUCUGCAGCUGACUUUUUAUUGCGUUCACUCUUGGUGCGCACUGCCAUCGAAGAGACUGACCGUACUAAUGAGGAGUCGCGCAAGAAGAACCGGCAUCAGGAGAUCUUGGCCCUUUACUCAGCCCCUGAUGAAGAGGAGGCAGUAGAACGGUGCAGCAUCCCAGAAAUUCCAAAAGAGCACUUUGGGCAGAGGAUCUUAGUGAAAUGCUUGUCUCUGAAAUUUGAAAUAGAAGUUGAACCCAUCUUUGGAUCACUGGCACUCUACGAUGUGAAAGAGAAGAAAAAGAUCUCUGAAAAUUUUUAUUUUGAUCUCAAUUCGGAGCAUAUGAAAAGCCUUCUCCGAACUCACAGUGCUCAUCCUGCUAUCUCUACACUAGCUCGUUCAGCUGUGUUCUCUCUUACACAUCCUUCUCCAGAAAUAUUCUUGGUGAUCAAGUUGGAGAAAGUGCUACAGCAAGGGGAUAUCAGUGAAUGCUGUGAACCUUACAUGGUCAUGAAGGAAACAGAUGCUUUGAAGAACAAGGAGAAGUUGGAGAAACUGCGAGUGGCAGGAGAGCAAUUUUGCACCCGGUUGGGGCGCUACCGUAUGCCAUUUGCCUGGACUGCCAUUCACCUCAUGAAUAUAAUUAGCACUACUGGGAUGCUUGAGAGGGAUGCUUCAGACUCUGAAAAUGAACGCAAAGGCACCUGGAAUGAGCGUAAGAGGAAAGCCUAUGGACGCCUGAGUGUUGGUGAGGAGAUGUGCAGCUUUAGCAACUUCCGUCCAGCCACCCUCACAAUCACCAAUUUUUUCAAACAGGAAGGCGAUCGUCUCAGUGAUGAGGACUUGUACAAGUUCCUAGCAGAUAUGAGACGCCCAUCUUCUGUCCUGAGAAGACUCCGUCCAGUUACAGCUCAAUUCAAGAUUGAUAUUUCACCAGUGCCAGAAAACCCCCAUUAUUGCCUCUCACCUGAACUGUUGCAUGUCCAACCCUACCCUGAUUUGCGUGUCCGACCCACCAAGGAGAUCCUUGAAUUCCCAGUCCGAGAAGUCUAUGCCCCUCAUACAACGUAUCGGAAUCUACUCUACAUUUAUCCCCAGAGCCUGAAUUUUAGCAGCCGUCAAGGCUCGGUGCGAAAUAUUGCAGUGAAACUGCAGUUUAUGGCUGGAGAAGAUCCUAGCCAAGCCAUGCCUGUUAUCUUUGGAAAAUCAAGUUGCAGUGAGUUUGCCAAAGAGGCUUACACAGCUGUUGUGUACCAUAACAAGUCACCUGAGUUCUAUGAGGAGUUCAAGCUGAAGAUCCCAGCCAAUUUGACAGACAAUCAUCACUUGCUUUUCAGCUUUUACCAUAUUAGCUGUCAACAGAAGCAGAAUACACCUCUGGAGACUGCUGUUGGUUAUACAUGGAUUCCUCUCAUGCAACAUGGACGGCUGAGAACAGGGCAGUUUUGCCUGCCGGUUUCAGUUGACAAGCCUCCACCCAGCUAUUCAGUGCUCACCCCUGAUGUGCAGCUGCCUGGCAUGAAGUGGGUGGAUAAUCACAAAGGGGUCUUCAGUGUGGAAGUUCUGGCUGUUUCCUCUGUCCAUACUCAAGAUCCAUUCUUGGACAAGUUCUUCACCUUGAUACAUGUGCUAGAAGAAUAUACCUUUCCCUUUCGACUCAAAGAUGUGAUCCUAACAGAGAACAACAUAGAAUCUGAGUUGAAAUCUAGUGUAGGCAACUUACGAGUGGCUAGCCUGGAACCUUUGGUGGCCUUCAGUCAUCAGAUUCUCAACAAGCUGAUCCAACUCAUUGUGUACCCACCUGUCAUUGCAGGGCAGAUUGUGAGCUUGGGUCGUGCAGCAUUUGAAGCUAUUGCUGUGAUGGUGAACCAGAUCCACAAGAGCCUGGAGAAUAGCCAAGAUCAGCAUGGCCAAAAUCAUCUGUUGGCCUCUUACAUCUCCUACGUUUUCCGUCUGCCUGUGAUGGAGCCAGAUCCCAGGCGUUACAUUGUUCCACCCCUUUUCCAUCACUGCCGGCAAAAGGGAGACUUCAGAGAGAGAGUAGAUGAAAGGCGAUGGACAUAUUGUUAUGAGACUGGAGUGCCACCCCACAGUGGUACCCUUCAAUAUGCUACCUUGUCCCGUUCAACUGGGCGCCCUGUCAGCCUUCACCUCUCUCAUUCCAAAAGUAUCAGCAACAGCAAUCCUGACUUAACCACCACACCAACUUCCCCAGAUGAAGAGGUCCAGAAGAUUAUCAGCAGCAAGGGGAUCGACCGCUCUCACUCUUGGGUCAACUCUGCCUAUGCCCCUGGAGGCCCCAAGUCUGUGCUUCGCAGGAACCAUCCGAACUCCAGCACGGACCUGAAGCAGGCUGCAGAGUGUGCACCUAAUCGUAUCUCCUCCUAUCUUGAGAGCUCUACUUUUGUGCCGGCAGUUCCGAUGAGACCAACAACCAAAAAGCUACUUCAUGAAGAACUGGCCCUCCAGUGGGUGGUGAGCACCAGUUCUGUGCGGGAGGCUGCUUUGCAUCAAUCCUGGUUCUUUUUCCAGCUAAUGGUGAAGAGUAUGGUGCACCAUCUGUUCUUGUGUGACAAGCUAGAGGCCCCGCGCAAGACACGCUUCCCUGGCCGUUUCAUUGAUGAUAUCUCAGCCCUGGUAUACACUGUCAGUGGGGAAAUUGCUAGCCGUUGUCAAAAGGAUGUGGAACUGGUGGAGCAUCUCAACAGUAGCCUGGCCUUUUUUCUCAAUGAUCUGCUGUCGUUCAUGAAUCGUGGCUUUGUCUUUGAUCUUCUGCGUUCUUAUUAUAAGCAGAUCAAUAACUGGCUGUUGACCACACAGAACCCUAAUGCCCUCAUUGCUCUCAGAAUGGACUUGAUCCGUAUCGUAUGCAGCCAUGAACAUUAUGUCACUCUAAAUCUUCCCUGCAGUGGCCUUUCCCCUCCUGCUUCCCCUUCUCCCUCCAUCUCAUCAGCAACCUCCCAGAGUUCAGCGUUCUCUAGCCACACACAGGACCAGCAAGUGGUCAGCAUGUUUGAGCUCUCUGUAGCUUUUCGCCAACAGCACUUCCUGGCAGGCUUGGUGUUGAUGGAGUUGGCACUCAUCCUGGAGCCUGAUGCAGAGGGGGCAUUCUUCCUGCACAAGAAAGCCAUUUGUACUCUACACAACCUGCUGUGCAAUCAUGACUCUGAUAUCCGCUACAGGGACCCUACUAUGCGAGCACAAGUCGCUCAGCUCUAUUUGCCUCUGAUUGGCAUCAUCAUGGAUGCUCUACCGCAGCUCUAUGACUUUACAGAGAACCACAUCCAGAGAGGGCGACUAGCUUCUAUGAUGGUUGAGGAUGGAGAUGGAGAUGGUAGCACCAUUAGCCAGUCAGUUGCCAUGGCCAUUGCAGGUUCUCCUUUGCCUUAUUCUCAUCGGUCUACGGUCUUCCAAAUGCCAACAGUGCCUGCCCGCCAGUACAGCAUGUUGUCUGCUGAGGCAAGUCGCAAUCUGCUGGUGUGUCUUCUCUGGGUACUGAAGAAUGCUGAUGAUGCUGUGCUACAUCAUUGGCUGGUUGACCUCUCUGCUUUCCAUGUGAACCAUUUACUUGACUUACUCUACCUCUGUGUCUCCUGCUUUGAAUACAAGGGCAAAAAGGCCUUUGAACGCAUCAAUAGCCUGACCUUCAAAAAAUCUCUGGACAUGAAGGCGCGACUGGAGGAAGCCAUCUUAGGCACUAUUGGGGCACGUCAAGAAAUGGUUCGACGCAGCCGAGCAGAGCGCAGUCCUUUUGGAAACCAAGAAAAUGUUCGCUGGAGGAAGAAUAUUGCUCACUGGAGACAGAAUUCGGACAAGGUGGACAAAUCAAAGGAAGAGAUAGAACAUGAAGCUUUGGUAGAUGGAAACCUGGCUACAGAGGCCAACAUGGUGGUCCUGGAUACCCUGGAAAUUAUUGUGCAAACAGUGUCUGAAACCAAGGAGAGUGUCCUGGGUGGGGUGCUGAGGGUGCUUCUUCACAGCAUGGGCUGUACACCUAGUGCUGCCUUCUUGCAACACUGCUUUGCCACCCAGAGAGCACUAGUGAGCAAGUUCCCUGAAAUGCUUUUUGAGGAAGACACUGAAUUGUGUGCUGAUCUGUGCCUGCGUCUCCUACGCCACUGUAGUAGCAGAGAAGCCAUCAUUCGUACCCAUGCAAGCACCUCACUUUACCUUCUCAUGAGACAGAACUUUGAGAUUGGCAAUAACUUUGCCCGAGUGAAGAUGCAGGUCACCAUGUCCCUCUCCUCACUUGUGGGAACAUCUCAGAACUUCAAUGAGGAGCACUUGAGGCGCUCACUGAAAACCAUCCUUACCUAUGCUGAAGAAGACCCAGAAUUGCGAGAGACAACUUUUGCUGAGCAGGUACAAGAUCUCGUCUUUAACCUGCACAUGAUCCUGACAGAUACAGUAAAGAUGAAAGAGCAUCAGGAGGAUCCAGAGAUGCUUAUAGACCUUAUGUAUAGGAUAGCCAAAGGAUACCAGGCGUCACCUGAUCUGAGGCUGACAUGGCUGCAGAACAUGGCGGCAAAGCAUUCCGAACGUGGAAACCAUGCAGAGGCAGCACAGUGUUUGGUGCAUUCUGCUGCACUGGUAGCUGAAUAUCUGAGUAUGUUGGAAGACUGCCGCUAUUUACCAGUGGGCUGUGUCACUUUCCAGAACAUAUCUUCCAAUGUGCUAGAAGAGUCUGCUGUUUCAGAUGACAUCUUGUCCCCAGAUGAAGAGGGCAUCUGCUCUGGAAAAUACUUCACAGAACAGGGACUGGUAGGCUUGCUUGAACAAGCAGCUUCUUCAUUUACUUUGGGUGGACUUUAUGAGGCUGUCAAUGAAACCUACAAGAUUCUCAUUCCCAUCCAUGAAGCCAAUCGUGACUUCAAGAAGUUGGCAGUUCUGCAUGGCAAACUGCAGGAUGCUUUUAGCAAGAUAACUGGCCAGGCCUCUGGCUGGGAGAGAAUGUUUGGAACGUAUUUCCGAGUUGGUUUUUAUGGCAACAAAUUUGGAGACCUGGAUGAACAAGAGUUUGUCUACAAAGAACCUUCUAUCACUAAAUUAGCUGAAAUUUCUCAUCGACUUGAGGAGUUUUAUGCUGAACGUUUUGGGCAUGAAAUAGUGGAAAUCAUCAAAGGUUCCAAUCCUGUAGACAAGACCAAACUGGAUCCUAAUAAGGCAUACAUCCAGUUGACUUAUGUGGAGCCUUUCUUUGACACCUAUGAACUGAAGGACCGUGUCACGUAUUUUGACAAGAACUACAAUCUGCGCACCUUCAUGUUUUGUACCCCAUUCACAUUGGAUGGACGAGCACAUGGGGAUCUGCACGAGCAGUUCAAGCGCAAGACUCUACUCACCACUUCUCAUGCUUUCCCCUACAUCAGAACUCGCAUUAAUGUCAUCCACAAGGAAGAGAUUAUUCUUAUUCCUAUUGAAGUAGCCAUAGAGGACAUGCAGAAGAAGACUCAGGAAUUGGCUUUUGCCACCCACCAGGACCCAGCUGAUGCCAAGAUGCUGCAGAUGGUGCUUCAGGGAUGUGUUGGAACUAUAGUCAACCAGGGUCCUCUGGAAGUGGCACAGGUAUUUUUGGCUGAGAUCCCCGAUGAUCCCAAACUCUAUCGACACCACAACAAACUCCGACUGUGCUUCAAAGAUUUCACUAAGAGAUGUGAAGAUGCCCUUCGUAAAAGCAAGACACUGAUUGGACCAGACCAACGUGAGUUCCUCCGAGAACUAGAGAGGAAUUACCAACGCCUAAAGGAAGCCCUGCAUCCGCUACUCAACCGCAAAAUCCCUCAACUCUAUACAUCAGUUGCUCCUCAUUCUGUACACAGAAGUUCCUUCAAUAGAUUGAGUCUGAGGAAGAUGGAAGCCUAGCCUGGAUUGCUUGAAUUGCAAGGAGUCUAAUUUAUGAAAGAAAGUACUGAACUUUGCAGCCGUCAGAGUUUCAGCCUUAAUGAAGGAUUGUACAAUUAUUUUGCACUGGAAGACAAUAUUGAGAUUCCUGCCCCAUUUUUCCUGGCACUGUUCAAGAUUUGAAGCCAGAGUUUCAGUCAAAUAGAAGGAGAAUAUUUGUUGAAGAUGGUAGUAGAGAGAAACUGGCUCCCACAUUCUGCCUUGUUGAAGACUGAGCCCCACCCUCAGGAAACUUCUCAGCACACAGCCAUCUGGGUUGAGAACGCUAGGUCAGACCUACUGCAGAUUUUCUUGAUCCAAGUGGAGAUUUGUGUCAUAGACACUGACCUUGAAUUUCCACAUACAGCAGGUAGAUCCAAAAUGUAACUCUAGAUGGACUUGGAAGUUUCUUCAUUGUGGUUUCUCUGCUGUUUUCCCUUUGAAAGCUGAGAUUAGCUGAAGAAUUUGAAACCCUCCACUACUCACCCAAUCCCUUCUUUUGUUCUGUGUUUUCACACGUUUUUGGCUUUUGAUCACUUGGAAUAUCCAGUUAUUUAUGCAUUCAUAAGAAUGGCUGUCUUAGUUUCUGGAUCUCAUUCCUAAUUCAGGGAAGAAUACAGUGGUAUCUAGGUCAAGGUUAGAAGACUGAAACCUUAUAACACCUGGAUUUGAUGCCUGCUGUACUCCUUGAUCUUCCUAUCCAGAACUUGGGCUGAAACCCAGGAAUUAUGAUUCUUACCUCUGUUGCUCCUUGUUCUGUCUCCUAGGUUUUUUAUUAAGAGCUCAUAAACUACUUUUUGGAAUCUUCAUUAUCUAUAUUUUAAAGAUCUAAGAUUUUAAAGAUUUUAAAUAUUUUAAAGAUUUAAAAGAUCUAAAAUGUUUAUUUAGAUUUCUGGUGAAUCCCCAACUGUGCAGAAUCUAGCCACCUGCGCCAUGAUCACUACCUGCUCGUCCUUAAGCAGCCACUGGAAAUAAAUACUUUCCAAACUAUCAGGAUACCUAUCAAUUAUGGGGAGGAUAUGGUUUUUCCGAAUAGCUCUAUAGAAGGAACAUUGAAGGAGUAUGUGUCCAAUGGUCUCCACCUCUCCUGACCCACAGGAGCAGUGUCUUUCAGCCAAUGGUGUCUUUUUAUACUUGCCAUACAGGACGGCCAAUGGAAACACAUGGUACCGUGCAAGCGAGAAUGCUUUCAGGUGGUUUACUGACUCCCAACUGACUAAGAUAUCUGACAGGUGUAACUACAUAUCUAAUAGAAUCUGGAGCCAGAAACAGCAGAGCCAUACCUAAGUCCGCUUGCCUCUCGAUGUCCUCUAUCCCUUGACGCAAGGUUUGUUUUGCUUAGUCGUAGUCCAAUUUGAGAAUUGAGGCUGGCGAUGAGUCUAGUUUGGCAAGGUUGGGCUCGACUGCCUUGAUCCAUGAAGAGGAGAAUUUAUCUUGAAGAAUUAAUGGAGCAAGGCCUUGCGGAAAGCAAUUAAGCCUUAGCCAGAUGUUUAAGGAAGCUAUACAGAUUCUUACUUUGACUUUUAUCAAUCCUGUCUCCAGGCGCCAAGUGCAUUUGGGACACAGCGCGGCAUCUGGAGAAUUGUUCUGAUAAAUUUGGAUUGAACUCUUUCCAAUGGUGUAAAACAUGAAGCUGAGGGUCCGAGCAAGGUCCCGUAGAGAAGCUGUGCUAGAGACUUAGCCAGAAAGAGCUUAAUUGCAGCUGGAACAUAGUAUCCUCCCUUUGUGCGGAAAAAUGUAAGAAUGGCAUUCGCUGAUCGUUGGCCAGAGGCAGCCGCUUAUUCUCCAUGGGCUUUUUGUGAGCCAGAGGCACGGAUGACCGCCCCUAAGUACUUAAAGGUGGUUACCUGCUUUUGUGGCUAUUUAAAUACCAUGAGUACCGUUUUGGCCUUUUUGCAAAAGCCAUAACCUUUGUUUUCUCAUAAUUUAUGUCCAGUUUAUUAUAUUUGCAAUACUGGACAAGGGCUCGCAAGCCUCUUUUAAGGCCAACUGGAGUCUUGGAGAUGAUCACAGCGUCGUCUGCAUAGAGCAGCAGAGCAACGCUUCAAUCACCUAUUUUGGGGGGAUGGUAAUUUGGAUUAUUUAAUCAUUUUACCAUAUCAUUUAUGUAAACAUUGAAGAGCAAGGGGGCCAAAAUGCACCCCUGUUUAACCCCCUUUUGAGUUUCAACUGACCUCGAGAGAGUCCCUUGCAUAUUACACUUCACCGUGAGGGAUAUUUUGGUAUGUAAGGCACGUAACAGAUGGAGGAGUCUGUGAUUAAUUGAGGCAGCUUCCAGCUUCUCCCAUAGCUUAGUCCUUGUAACUGUGUCAAAAGCUGCCUUAAGAUCUAUAAAGGCAGUGUAUAAUGAUACAGGUCUAUCUGCUGCAUAUUUUUCAAUCAAAUGAUGAAGAACUAAGCACUGAUCUAUGGUGCCUCUCCCCUCUCUAAACCUGGCUUGUUCUUCGGCAAUCAUGUUCUCAAGAUCCAGCCACACCUUUAAUUUAUCUUGAAAGUGUCUGACAUAGAGUUUGCUGAUUAUAUUUAGCAGACUUAUUGGUCUGUAAUUGGCAGAGUUGUCUCUCCCUUUUUAUAAAUUGGGACCACAAUUGCCAAGCCCCAAUCCUCUGGGACAUAGCUGGUGGGGUCAAUAUAGGUGAAUAGCGCUGCCAGGAUGGGUAUCCACCACUCCAUAUUAUUCUUUAGUAAUUCAGCCAAAAUGAAGUCAGCUUCUGGAGCCUUCCUGAUCCUGAGUUGGCCAAUGAGGGAUUUAAUUUCAGAUUCUGAAACUGGAGGCCCCUCAGGUAAAUCCUUCAUUAUAGACCUUGUACUCUCACUGGAGGAGUCUUCAUACAUUCUCUGAAAAUGAAGUUCCCAGGUUAUAGGAGAUAUAUUACAGUCUAAUGGGGUAUAGAUUCUUUCAGAGUGGCAAGCUAUUAGAUGCCAAAAUAAGGAGGAGUUUUUUUGCUUUGUUCCAAUGAUGAGCUGUUCCCAGGAAGACCUUGUGACUUGUCUCUUCUUGAAUGCAAUCAGUUGCUUGAAUUGUUUUUUGAGUGUAACUGUUUAAGAAUUGCUUUAUUGCUAUAUCCAGUCUCUCAUUUGUACUUCUUGUAUGCCAAGUUAAGGGCUUUCUUGGCUUCUACGCAAUCCUUAUCAAACCAUGGUUUGGAGGCAGUACAGAACCUCUUAACUGAGAAAUUUUGGUCAUGUGCUAAUAAUGGUUGUAGCUCAUAAAUUAAACUUUUAUAUAGUUCGAAUUAGUCUUGAAUCGGGUUGGUUGAUAUAAAGGCUGCACGGAUUUGUUGAAAAUUAUCCUUUGUUAGGGCUCUCCUUACCUUCUGAUCAAGUUGUUGGGUCCAUUUGACCUGACAUCUCGUUAGGCCUACUAUAGAGAUUGCAGGGAUAAAAUGGUCCUUGGAAGGUAUCUGCCUGAUAAAGGGCUUCAUGUAUAUACACAGAGGUAGAUGAUCAUUUUCUAGGUAAGGCGGGACUUCAAAAUUUUCUAUAUAAUGUACUAAAUCCGUAGAAGUUAAGAUAUAAUCAGUGGUGCUAGUUUUGGACCCUGCCAUAAAUGUAAACUUGCCAGGAUAGUCACCAGGCCAUAAGCCGUUAGAUAUAAAGAAGUUAAAUUUAUUUGUCAACUUGGCGAGACAGGCCAGCAUAGUUAGCUUUAAUGUCUUUAGAGAGGGGAGCAUUGGUUUGUAUAGGAACCUCCAAUGGUGGGUAUUGAUGAUGUUUCAUGAAUAAUGUAUAAUCAUCUGGUCCCAAUUUGGCAUUAAAGUCUCCCCCUAGUAGGACCCUGGCGUUUGGGUGUUCCAUGAGUUGUUUAUUAACGUAGUGUUCCAACUCCAGCCAUACAGCAGCGGUUUCAGCUUUUCUUAGUGAAGGAGGGAGAUAAACAUUAAUUAUCAAAAGCAGGAUUGAGUCCAACUUGAGGAGAAGGGCCAUAGCUGAAUGGUUUAAAGAGGUAAUAAGUGCUCUCUGCUCUCAAGUUGGUAGAAAUAAAUAUACCAUGCCCUCCUUUCAGUCUCCCUGGGCCUCUGUCUGGCCUUGCUUCCAGCUUAUAUGAAUAAUAGCCAUUAGGCAGGAGAUCAUCAAUAGUCCAAGUCUCUUGCACCAAUAUAAUAUCCUUACCUUUCAGAGGAGCAGAGUGAUUAAGGCCUCUAAAUCGAUACCACCUGGCUACAUUCCAUGACAUGAUGUUUAAAGUGUUUAAAGUGUUUUUCUUGCACUGGCCUUCAUAUACAUAGUUCAAGUUCUCCAUAGGGGCACUUGUUGGAGGAUAGUUAUAAUAAUUGUUAUUUGAUUCAUUAGGUUGAGUAGUUGUCAAUGCUUCUUUUAAACCAUCCAGUCUCUGUGUACUAUUAGCUUGCUCAGGUUCUGACAAUACAUCAUUAAAGUCUAUCAACAUUUCUUCUGGCACGCCCUCAGCAGAAUCAGUGACUGUGGGUAACUCAAUUUGUGGAUCACUUCUCUGCUUUCUCAAGGUCAAUUCAGCUGCCCCUGCUUCAAACUUAUCAGUAUGAGGUCUGUUGCCGCUUGGAUUUAAAGCAAUAGUUCCCUCAUGGAGAGACUGAACCAGGAGUGGGCGCAGGUUCCCUGAACAGAAGACACGUAUUGGAAAUAUUGAAAAACUGCUCAGGAAGUGCUUCAUUCUAAAAAAAAACAUUGAGGGAAUUAUGGACUGCUUGAAGGAUAAUGAAAUUUGCAUACAUUGCCUUCUUGCUGGCAAUCACUCUGCAUGUAAUAAAUCAAUCUGAGUAUACUCACAGUGGAGCAGCUGGCUCAGAGACUGCCUAAUAGCUUUUCUAUCACUUCAAUGUCCUCUAUUCCUUCUGUUGUCGUAGAUUUGCAAGGUAACCUGGUUGGUCUGUAAACUGAGGUUAUAAUGGUCACCUCUACAACUAUUUGAUUGAGUAUUGUUUUCUUUGUGGAUAUUCUUUUCUCUCUUGUUUAUAGAAAUGGGAGAGGGACCUAUUCUAGUUUCCAUUUCUGCAUUAGCCAUCCAAUGUCUAUCAUUAUGUGUCCUCCUGGGUCCUUCUGCAAUGUUUGUUUGACUGCUGAUAAACUUUGCAAAAAA
This is a messenger RNA of Crotalus tigris (Tiger rattlesnake), 11985 nucleotides long. It is a transcript of the gene DOCK6, whose product is annotated as dedicator of cytokinesis 6. Gene Ontology annotation, cellular component: cytosol. Gene Ontology annotation, molecular function: guanyl-nucleotide exchange factor activity. The record is from RefSeq and is a predicted model, not a curated record. Lineage: Eukaryota; Metazoa; Chordata; Lepidosauria; Squamata; Viperidae. The coding region runs from base 474 to 6908 and encodes 2144 amino acids. The transcript has 51 exons. Gene Ontology annotation, biological process: positive regulation of GTPase activity; small GTPase-mediated signal transduction.